Molecule: messenger RNA, 2268 nt
Organism: Entelurus aequoreus (snake pipefish)
Lineage: Eukaryota; Metazoa; Chordata; Actinopteri; Syngnathiformes; Syngnathidae
Product: intermediate filament protein ON3-like
Exons: 9
Coding region: 102-1772 (556 amino acids)
Biological process (GO): intermediate filament organization; keratinization
Cellular component (GO): keratin filament
Molecular function (GO): structural constituent of skin epidermis
Source: RefSeq, a predicted model, not a curated record
UAGAGGGACUUGACUCUCCUCUUAGUGGACACCUCCGCUCUGCCAAACCUCUCUCUCUCUUUGCCCCUCUCUCUUUGUGUGUGACUUGUUUUCCUCUUAGAAUGACCAUGCGUUCCAGUAGAAUCGUGACCACCAGUUAUGGGUCAGGCGGCAGUGUCGGUGGCGGUCUCAGCGGCGGUUACGGUGGCGGUUACAGUGGCAGUCUCGCCGGUGGUUACGGCGGUGGUUACGGCGGUGGCGGCGGCGGCGGCGGCUCACGUGGCUGGUCCUCUAGAUCUGCAGUGUCGUACAGGUCAUCACCAGUGAUGGCCUCCAGCUCCUCGAUGCUUAGGUCAAGCAUGGGUGGUGGCGGCGGUGGUGGUGGAGGUUUCGGCAUGGGUUCUGGCGGUGGAGGAGGUUACUCCAUUGGCUCAAGUGGAUUUGGAUCUGGCGGAGGUCAGCUGAUAGCUCCCAUUACAAACGUCCAUGUCAACGCCAGCCUGCUGGCCCCCAUAGACCUAAAGUUCGAUCCCACCAUCCAGACCGUGCGUCUACAAGAGAAGGAUCAGAUCAUGAACCUGAACAAUCGCUUUGCAUCCUUCAUUGACAAGGUACGCUUCCUGGAGCAGCAGAACAAAAUGCUGGACACCAAAUGGCAACUGAUGCAGGAGCAGACCACCACCCGCUCCAACAUCGACGCCAUGUUCGAGGCCUACAUCGCCAACCUGCGCAGACAGCUGGACGGUUACGGCAACGAGAAGGUCAAACUGGAGGGAGAGCUGAGGAACAUGCAAGGACUGGUGGAAGACUUCAAGAUGAAAUACGAGGAUGAAAUCGGCAAACGUGCAAAUCUGGAGAAUGAAUUUGUUGUCCUCAAAAAGGAUGUCGAUAUUGCCUACAUGAAAAAGAUCGAUCUUGAGGCACAGAUUGACGGUCUUCAGGAUGAGAUUAACUUCCUCAGGGCGAUCUAUGACAGAGAGCUCGCUGAACUCCAGACCCAGAUCAAGGACACUUCAGUCAUCGUACAGAUGGACAACAGCCGCAACCUGGACAUGGACUCCAUCAUCGCUGAAGUGAAGGCUCAGUACGAGGACAUCUCCAACCGCAGCCGUGCCGACACGGAGGCGUUCUAUCAGCAGAAGUACAAGGACAUGGAGAGCUCUGCUGGCCAGUACGGGGAUGACCUUCGCAACACCAAGAGCGAGAUCGCAGAACUCAACCGUAUGAUCAGUCGCAUCCAGAACGAGAUCGACGCUAUCAAGGGACAGCGCGCCAACCUGGAGGCUCAGAUCGCAGAGGCCGAGGAGCGCGGCGAGAUAGCGGUGAAGGACGCCAAGGCCCGCAUCAAGGACCUGGAAGACGCCCUGCAGCGAGCCAAGCAGGACAUGGCUCGCCAGAUCCGGGAAUACCAGGAGCUCAUGAACAUCAAGCUGACUCUCGACAUUGAGAUCGCCACCUACAGGAAACUGCUGGAGGGCGAGGAGGAGAGGAUUGGAGCUGGUGGCGGAAAUGCAACAAUCCACAUACAGACCUCAGGAUCCAGCAGCAGCAGCGGCUUUGGUGGUGGCUCAGGAGGAGGAAUGGGCAUGGGAGGAGGAAUGGGCAUGGGCAUGGGCAUGGGCAUGGGCGGAGGAAUGGGCGGAGGAAUGGGCUACAGCAGCAGCAUAAGCGGCGGCUACGGCAUUGGCGGCGGCGGCGGCUACAGCAUUGGCGGCGGCGGCGGCCGCAUGAGCAGCGGCGGCGGCUCAAGCAGCAGCUCCAUGAUGACGUCCAGAACCAGCUCUCGCCGCUGAAAACAGACCCAAACACCAGGAAAAAUAAACCCUCCAUAGCCCCAUUAGAUGCAUUUCCUGUCCUGUGUAGUUCUAUAGUCCUUUGUUUUGAGCAGCACACACUCCCAGAGUCCGAGGUUCCAUCCUGCAGAGGCAGAGUCAAUAUAAACGCAGUCCUCUCUUGUGCUGGUGACUGUCCUUGUUGUUGCUCCCACUUGUCCUGUAGAUAAGAGCACACUUGUAGUAUCAGGACUGCGAGUAACCUGCAACCCGACUUAACCAUCACACGCUAACACGUCAGACAUUCGGAGGUUCCUAAAAAAAAGAUGACGGCAAUCUUUUCCGAGCUCUGACAUGUUAGCGCGCGUGAGGCGGUCACACCCAGCACGUCACUAUUUCUGCUACGAAGCUCUACGCACACACGCCACCGUCAUUUUGCAUCAAUUCCCGCUUUACUCUGAAUGGAAAAAUAAACGUUUGUUCUCGACCAAGUCUGGAAUAAAGAUGAGUUUCGGUG